Messenger RNA from Letharia columbiana, 1215 nucleotides. RefSeq lists its product as uncharacterized. The transcript has a single exon. NCBI's taxonomy places the organism in Eukaryota, Fungi, Ascomycota, Lecanoromycetes, Lecanorales, Parmeliaceae. Gene Ontology annotation, biological process: maturation of SSU-rRNA from tricistronic rRNA transcript (SSU-rRNA, 5.8S rRNA, LSU-rRNA). Gene Ontology annotation, cellular component: small-subunit processome; Pwp2p-containing subcomplex of 90S preribosome. The coding region runs from base 1 to 1215 and encodes 404 amino acids. The record is from RefSeq and is a predicted model, not a curated record. Gene Ontology annotation, molecular function: protein binding; snoRNA binding.
AUGGCCGGAGCGAGCGACAAAGCCCGUUUCUUUCAGGAACAGUCCGUUCCCGAGCUCCAGGAAUUUGCACGUAAGAAAACAUUUAGCAAGGAAGAGAUCGCUUCCAUCGCACGAAAACGUUCCGAUUUUGAGCACAUCAUCAAUGCGCGAGGAUCAAAGCCACAAGAUUAUGCUCGAUACGCUGAAUAUGAGAUGAACCUGGAGUCCCUCCGUCGAAAGCGUGUCACAAGAUUGGGAGUCAAAACCAGCAAUCACACUGGCCAGCGUCGCAUAUUCUUCGUCCUUGACCGCGCAACCAAGAAGUUUCCCGGCGACGUUGGACUAUGGAUGCAAUACAUCACGUUCGCUCAGAAGCAGGGAUCGAACCAGAAAGUCUCGCAAAUUCUUACGAGUGUUUUGAGAUUGCAUCCUACGAAGCCUGAAUUAUGGAUCUAUGCUGCCACAAUGCGAGACGCCGACAUGACGGAAGCGAGGAGCUACAUGCAACGGGGCCUGAGAUUUUGUGGAAGUAGCGAGAAAUUAUGGAUUGAGUAUGCCAGAUUGGAGAUGAUACAUGUUUCUAAGAUUGCUGGAAGGAGGCGGAUUUUGGGUCUCGAUGGUGGGAAGGUGGAUAAGAAGAGUAGACAGGACGCAGAGGGCGAUGACGAGGACAUGAUUACUCUUCCCGCUAUCACUGCUGAGAAUAUUAUGUCGGGGCAGCGGCCAAGAGGUGGCGCGGAGCAGGAAGCGUUGGUAAAGCUGGGUACAAGUCCAGCAUUAUUAGGAGCUAUACCGAUGGCAAUAUUUGAUGCGGCUAUGAAGCAUUUCAAGGAAGGCAACGAACUUUGCCAACAAUUCUUCGAUGUGGUCGCCGAAUUCCACGAGGUACCGUGUCAAAAAAGCAUACUGUCCCACAUGAUGGACACUCUGCGUACGAUUGCUCCAAAGAGCCCUGGAACCUUGAUCCGUUGGAUUCAGCAGCCAGUGAUAGGGACUGACGUUAAGUCUCCAGAAUUCCCGGCCCUCUUUGUUGAUUGCCUGGAUCGCAUGAAGAGGUCCUUCGAGAUACUGACAACCAUCUCAACCCCCCCAAAGACGGCGCGACCUAUGAGUAUUCUUGGCCAACAGGUCAUCGCCUGGAUGCUGACGUACCAAAAAGAAGAUAUUGAUGCUGACGUUCGUAAGGUGAUAAGGAUUACAAUUAGGAAGGUGGAGUCAAUUUCCGGCAGACUCUGA